Phytophthora sojae is the source of this 1539-nucleotide messenger RNA. RefSeq lists its product as hypothetical. NCBI's taxonomy places the organism in Eukaryota, Oomycota, Peronosporomycetes, Peronosporales, Peronosporaceae. The record is from RefSeq and is a predicted model, not a curated record. The coding region runs from base 1 to 1539 and encodes 512 amino acids. The transcript has 3 exons.
AUGGGGCACGAAGAACGCCACGAGUACGUGAACAAGUUGAGGAAGGAGCAAGGUCUGACGCCGAUGCCGAGUAGGAAGAAAGUCGUGGUGCCAGACAAGUUCAAGUUGCCCGAAGGCAUCGACGUGGAGAAGUUUUUGUCCAUGAACCCUGGCCGGCAGCGCAUGGAGUACUUGGCCAGAUUCAUCAGGCAGCAUAAGAUUGACCUGAAAUCUUCUCGUGUGGUGAAACCUGGCGUGCCAGUGGGACGUAAACCGGAGCCUCGGUCUCACCCGCGCUGUGGUUGCUCGAGCUCUGAAGCUUGUGCGUGCUGCAGCAGGUGCGUGGAGCUCCACUGCAUCUGUGGAUUAGCCGUACGCCAGCGUCGUGCCCUGUGCCAGGAGUCUCGAGCAUGCAGCUGCAUACUUUUCGACCCGACGGCGCGUUGCAAACUUUGCCGUGGCUGUCGACAGCCUCAAGGGUUCAGUCACUGUCGCUGCGUACUCCAUCAAAAAUUGUUGUGGACUAAACGGCAUCCUGAACUUGAAGUGGAGCUGACGGAAGAAGAGGAGAAGGUAGCAUGCAACUGUUUCGUGCUUGCGAACCGGCAUGGAGGUGCGACUGUAACGAAGGAAAAGGAAGAGAAGGCCUUGGAGGAAAUUGAGCGUGUCCGACGCAUUAAGAGAGCUACCGGAUUCCCUUCAAGCGACAAUAUUUUUCGCACCAAGAAGAUCUCGACAUUCCUUGGUGACGAAGGUCUGGAAGAUGAGUGGGACGAUGGAGUCGACGAUGGACCAGGCACUGAAAUUUUACCACCACGUACUGAAAGUGUGGUUCCGCGGACGAUGGUGAGGAGAAUGUUUAAUCCCGUAUUCCACCCUGCGUCUUAUCACCCAUUGCAUCAUGAUCUGGAGAAAUGGAUUCGAAGCGCUAUCGUCAUCCCCUUUUUCACCGCUACUGGUGCCAUUCGAAAAGGACCAAGUACUUCAUCCAAGAAGAGGAAUGGGAAAGCGAAAAGGCGAACAAGGAAGAAGAAGAGCGACAUUGUGGAAGCGCCGGUGGCGGCUUCUCCUCCUUCCAUCCGAUUGUCAGUGAAGGCCAAUCCCGUGCACGGCAGUCCUGCGUAUAAGUUACAAUACGCAACGACGCUAGAGGGUGGGCAGUGUAUUAAGGCGUCAGUUGGCGGAUUAGACAGCAAGGCCAAGGCGAAUGCUACGCUCACACAACUCGCGAAGACCCUGGAGCAUCAUUACAAGAGAAGUAAGGGUUUGCUAAAGCGCCCACAUCCCCCGCCCCCGGUACCGGGCCCUCCACCUGCUCCUCGACCUCUCCCCCCACUGGACCCAAACAACCCGUAUGACGACAUGUAUCCAUACGUGCAUGAACAUUUUAAUCGCUAUCUGCAGCAGAGGUGGAAGGCAUCCAUCGCGGAAUACAUGAGCUGGAAAGUAGCGAUGGCGCAAGGCCUAGAAUGGGUCCCUGAACGCAAGCAAAAGAGAAAGCGCAAGAGCGAAGAAUCGCUGCAAGAGGAAUCAAGCAACAAGAAUGGAAGAGUGGGUUGA